Messenger RNA from Camelus dromedarius (Arabian camel), 1309 nucleotides. It is a transcript of the gene YRDC, whose product is annotated as yrdC N6-threonylcarbamoyltransferase domain containing. Gene Ontology annotation, cellular component: cytoplasm. The record is from RefSeq and is a predicted model, not a curated record. Bases 134 to 967 code for a protein of 277 amino acids. Gene Ontology annotation, molecular function: double-stranded RNA binding; nucleotidyltransferase activity; tRNA binding. The transcript has 5 exons. NCBI's taxonomy places the organism in Eukaryota, Metazoa, Chordata, Mammalia, Artiodactyla, Camelidae. Gene Ontology annotation, biological process: regulation of translational fidelity.
UCCCCACCGGUCUCCUUCAAUCCUCCUGGGGGUCGCGGUCCCUUUAAGUUGCCCGGCGCGGAGGUGGGGCAGAGCCUCCCGGACCGGAAGCUGACUGGGCUCGUCACUUCCUCCCGGAAGCGGGCCUGGGCGGAUGUCUUCGGUGCGUCCGUGCAAGGGGCUGAGGGCCGCGGUGGCUGCCAGCAUGGGGCUGAGCGAGGGGCCGGCGGGCUCCGCCCGGAGAGAGCGUCUCCUUCGCCCGCCGAGCCCCGCUCCGGCGGCGCCGGGGGCUCGGCUGCUGCGGCUCCCGGGGAGCGGGGCCGUGCGGGCCGCAAACCUGGAGCGCGCCGGCUGGACCGAGGCGCUGCGGGCCGCCGUGGCCGAGAUGCGCGCCGGCGCCGUGGUGGCCGUCCCCACUGACACGCUGUACGGCCUAGCCUGCUCGGCGAGCUGCUCGGAGGCACUAAGCGCCGUGUACCGCAUCAAGGGCCGCAACGAGAUCAAGCCGCUGGCCGUAUGCCUGGGCCGCGUGGCCGACGUCUACAGGUACUGCCAUGUGAGAGUACCUGAGGGGCUCCUGAACGACCUGUUGCCAGGACCAGUGACGCUGGUGAUGGAGCGCUCAGAGGAGCUCAACAAGGACCUGAACCCCUUCACUCCUCUUGUAGGCAUCCGGAUCCCUGAUCAUGCCUUCAUGCAGGACUUGGCCCAGGUAUUUGGGGGACCACUUGCUCUCACCAGCGCCAACCUCAGCUCCCAGGCCAGCUCUCUGACGGUCGAGGAAUUCCAAGACCUCUGGCCUCACUUGUCUUUGGUCAUUGAUGGGGGACCAAUUGGGGAUGGCCAGAGCCCUAAAUGCCGACUAGGCUCAACUGUGGUUGACUUGUCUGUACCUGGAAAGUUUGGCAUCAUUCGUCCUGGUUGUGCCCUGGAGAGCACUACAGCCAUCCUGCAGAAGUAUGGGCUGUUCCCCUCACCCUCACCCUGAUCCUGCUCCUGAAGCUCCUGAGGAGGGAGGGCCCAAGGACUGGUGCUGGACACUAUGUGUCUGUCUUCUGGUGGCUGGCAAGGCCUCAUUUGCAGAGGCCGCUGGGGCUACAGUGUUACUAGUCUGCCUUUUCAAGGCAAAGUUUCUUUCCCAACACUGCAGACCCGGCCUCUGAAGCUGCUGGUUAAGCUCACGCCUUGGUUGGAGAAGUUUGAUGUAUUAUCUGUAAUUUCAUGUAUCAGCCAAAAGCUGAAUAGACUUGAAGAACAUUCCCAGGAGGGCCUUGUUUUGAUAAGUUUCUUCUUCAGAUUUUUGAAAAAUAAAUAACAAAUUUGGAAUCAA